Molecule: messenger RNA, 858 nt
Organism: Penicillium verhagenii
Lineage: Eukaryota; Fungi; Ascomycota; Eurotiomycetes; Eurotiales; Aspergillaceae
Gene: coq4
Product: ubiquinone biosynthesis protein COQ4
Exons: 2
Coding region: 1-858 (285 amino acids)
Biological process (GO): ubiquinone biosynthetic process
Cellular component (GO): mitochondrion; mitochondrial inner membrane
Source: RefSeq, a predicted model, not a curated record
AUGUCGGUCCUUGGGAAGCGUGGAGCUUCUGAGCUUCGAAAUCUGGCUACUCCAGGUCCCAAGCUUGUCAAAUGCGCCUUGCGCCCUUUCUCGGUUCUCAACCGCCCACCGCCAAACUAUCCGGGCCAUGUUCCAUUGACAACGAUUGAGCGCGGUGCCCUAGCUCUGGGCUCAGCAAUUGGGUCUCUGAUUAAUCCUCGCAGAGCAGAUCUCAUUGCAGCCCUCGGCGAAGCAACUGCCACCCCAUACUUCAUCUACCGCCUCAGAAAUGCCAUGCUUUCUGACCCUACAGGCCGUCGCAUCCUACGCGACCGUCCCCGCAUUACCUCCGAAACUCUCAAACUUCCCUACCUCCGCACCCUCCCCGAGAACUCCGUUGGCCGAGAAUACGCCAAAUGGCUUGACCGCGAAGGUGUUUCGCCAGAUACUCGGGAUCAAGUUCAAUACAUAGAUGAUGAAGAGUGCGCCUACGUCAUGCAGCGGUACCGGGAGUGCCAUGACUUCUACCAUGCGGUGACGGGACUCCCGAUCUUCGUGGAGGGCGAGCUGGCGCUGAAGGCACUGGAGUUCCUGAACACUCUUCUGCCAAUGACCGGCUUAAGUCUCUUUGCAUUUGUGAGAAUGAAGCCUGCCGAGAAAGAGCGGUUCCUGUCACUGCAUUUACCGUGGGCGGUACGAAAUGGACUUCAGAGCAAGGAACUGAUUAAUGUAUACUGGGAAGAGGUAUUGGAGAAGGACGUUGAUGAGCUGAGGGUAGAGCUGAAUAUUGAACGUCCGCCAGAUCUGAGAGAUAUCCGGAAGAUGAUCCGGCAGCAGCAGAAGCGAGAGAAGGAGAAGCAACAGCAGAUGUCAAGCUAA